ACCAUCUUUGUUUGCUUCCCUCUCUCAACUGAUCACUCUGUCUGUAAAGUGUAAGAUUACGACAAAACAAAAAUAUUGCUCUGUUUUCCAUUUCCAUGGCUUAAUAAUCAAUCAUCCUCACCGAUUCUAAUAUCUAAGCCUCUCCCAACUCUCUUCUUCCCUUCUUUAAUAUAUUUACUCUACAGUUCUCGCCUCCCUUUCCCUUUGCGUGUUCCCAAAUUUACACCACCUUCUACAACUUUCUUGAAGCUUUCGGAACAACCUCAACCGUUUCUCCUUUCAGAUCUGUUUUCUGAUCCAUUUCAUUCCGUUUCAGUGACUGUCCAACAUUUUGAGUUUCCUUAUGUUUUGAUUUCGAUUAUUUUUUCUUCACCUUACUCAAUUUGUAUUCCACUCUUUUUACUUGAGAACUUCUGGUGAGGACUUGCUGUGGUUUGGAAUGUGGGAUCGGAAACGUGAAGCUUUCUCAACGUACAAGCGAUUGUCAUUAAAAGAUAAUUCCGAUUCAAUUGACAUGGAGGAUAAUUCAGCUCAUUUGCAGAAUGGUAAGGAUUUCGAAGCCUCAAACCCUUCGUGGAGUCUCUCUUUACCGCACGUGCUAGUGGCAACCUUAACAUCAUUUCUAUUUGGCUACCACUUGGGAGUAGUAAAUGAACCGCUGGAGAUCAUUUCUGCGGAUCUUGGUUUCAAUGGGAAUACAAUGGCAGAAGGUUUGGUUGUGAGUACAUGUCUGGGUGGUGCCUUAAUUGGAUCUUUACUGAGUGGUUGGAUAGCUGAUGGGGUUGGGCGUCGUAGGGCUUUUCAACUUAGUGCUUUGCCAAUGAUUCUUGGUGCUGGAAUGAGUGCAAUGACCAAAACUCUGGCUGGAAUGCUUUUGGGACGGCUGUUUGUUGGGACUGGAAUGGGUCUAGGACCUCCUGUUGCUUCUCUCUAUGUCACUGAGAUCUCUCCUGCAUUUGUGAGGGGAACAUAUGGAAGCUUCAUUCAGAUUGCUACAUGUCUUGGACUCAUGGCAGCCCUCCUAAUAGGAAUCCCUGUCAAGGAUAUAGCGGACUGGUGGCGCACUUGUUUUUGGGUUUCUACUAUUCCAGCUGCAUUACUGGCUCUAGCCAUGGUAUUUUGUGCUGAGAGUCCACAUUGGCUAUAUAAGCAAGGACGGACUGAGGAAGCAGAAACUGAAUUUGAGAAGCUUCUUGGUGGAUCACAUGUAAAAUCAGCCUUGGCAGAAUUGUCCAAGUUUGACAGGGGAGAUGAACCAGAUGAUGUAAAACUUUCUGAAUUGCUCUUUGGUCGCCACUUUCAAGUUGUUUUUAUUGGAUCAACACUAUUUGCUUUACAACAACUAUCUGGUAUAAAUGCUAUAUUUUAUUUCUCCUCGACUGUUUUUAAAAGUGUGGGAGUACCAUCAAACCUUGCAAAUGUCUGCGUGGGACUUUCAAAUUUAGCAGGAUCUAUAGUCGCGAUGCUUUUAAUGGACCGCUUAGGAAGAAAGCUGCUUCUUCUGUGGAGCUUUUCUGGGAUGGCUGUAGCAAUGGCAGUCCAAGUAGUUGCAGGAAGUUAUCAUUACUCAGACUCUGGAGCUCUAUAUUUGUCAGUUGGUGGCACGUUGAUGUUUGUCUUGAUGUUUGCUCUUGGAGCUGGUCCGGUUCCAGGUCUUCUUUUACCAGAAAUUUUCCCCAGUCGGAUAAGGGCAAAAGCUAUGGCGAUCUGCAUGUCGGUGCAUUGGGUGAUAAAUUUUUUUGUCGGAUUGCUCUUCCUACAACUAUUGGAGAAGAUGGGGCCUCAGCUUCUGUACUCUGGCUUUGCUACAUUCUGCUUGAUUGCAGUUGCAUUCGUGAAAAGGAAUGUGGUGGAAACCAAAGGAAAAUCACUUCAAGAAAUUGAAAUAGCACUUCUCCCUCAAGAUCAAUAAUGCAUAAAAGUGGCUGGAAGCUCCUCAAAUCUCAUGAAGAUUACUGCAGAGAAUAUACUACUCGGUAUCUCCAACAGUUCCAUAUAUCUAUUUAACCAGUAACCACUGCCGUUGCUUCGAAUGGUUCACAUUGUUUUGUUUGUUAUCAAACGUUCUAUCUGUGCAUGUAAAUGUAGUAUUGUAGAGCAGUAUUGCCUUGUGAGAAAUGAGUGUAUAAUAGAGAUCUAAAAACUAUGCUAAUACAGAGGAAUGCUAGACUUGAUUUUGUCUCACUUUCUCAAUUUAACCUGUUAUGAUUUCUUA
Molecule: messenger RNA, 2215 nt
Organism: Cucumis sativus (cucumber)
Lineage: Eukaryota; Viridiplantae; Streptophyta; Magnoliopsida; Cucurbitales; Cucurbitaceae
Product: probable plastidic glucose transporter 2
Exons: 14
Coding region: 440-1912 (490 amino acids)
Biological process (GO): monosaccharide transmembrane transport
Cellular component (GO): membrane
Molecular function (GO): hexose transmembrane transporter activity
Source: RefSeq, a predicted model, not a curated record